Messenger RNA from Anarrhichthys ocellatus (wolf-eel), 3800 nucleotides. It is a transcript of the gene mtpap, whose product is annotated as mitochondrial poly(A) polymerase. Gene Ontology annotation, biological process: RNA 3'-end processing. Gene Ontology annotation, molecular function: poly(A) RNA polymerase activity. The transcript is spliced from 9 exons. Bases 1 to 1725 code for a protein of 574 amino acids. The record is from RefSeq and is a predicted model, not a curated record. Lineage: Eukaryota; Metazoa; Chordata; Actinopteri; Perciformes; Anarhichadidae. Gene Ontology annotation, cellular component: mitochondrion.
AUGCGCCUUUCUGCUUCUUUCGGAGCAGCAAUGGCGUCCACCUUAGCGUUGUGCAGGUUACAUAUGAAAGGAAGGGGCAGCCUGUCGAAGUGCCUACAGAAGGUCGAUACAUUUCUUCACAGGACUAUUGGAACAAAUGAUGUUGCUGUGAAAGAAGAAAGGGAAGGAUGCAAAUCUCUGUAUGGUGUUCAGGCGGAGAGACAAGAACAGGCAGAGAGAUCUGUUCUUAUCAGCUGCCACUCCAGAACUAAUGAGAAUAAUUUCCUCACGUAUUUAUCAAGACAUGGAGACAUCAAUAAAUACUUCUUUUAUGAAAGCUAUGGCAUGUAUGCUGUGGUGGAAUUUGCCAACCGGGAAAGUCUUGUAUCAUUAUUAGAAGAGGCGGCCAUAGCCAGCAUCAGCCAUGAGUCCAUGGUGCCUUUUAAAUCGAGACUGCUGUCGCUAAGGAACCUCGGCUCAGCGGACGCCCCAAACCAGCAAUCAGGCAAACAGUGCCAGCCCCAAACCACCAUCCCCAUCAAUGAGCUCAUUCAGAGACUGUCCAGAGAGGAAAGUAUAGAACAACAGAUAACCUCCCUAACAGAUGUCUAUCAGCUAACGGAGGAGAACAGCCGGCUACGUUUCCUCGUCUGCUCUCUGCUCAAGGACAUCGCUGCUGCUUAUUUCCCAGAAUGCACCAUCAACCCAUUUGGCUCAUCAGUGAAUGGCUUUGGAAAGCUGGGCUGUGACCUGGACAUGUUUCUGGAUGUGGAUGGCAUUAGUGGGAGAAAUGCAAAGAUGCCAAAAUCAGGUUUGUGGCUGGAGUACCAAAUGAAGAGGGCCAGCUCGGAGCGGGCCGUCACCCAGAGCCUCCUGUCCGUCAUCGGGGACUGCGUGGACCAGUUUGGUCCUGGUUGCGUCGGGGUGCAGAAGAUUCUCAACGCACGAUGCCCCCUGGUCCGUUUCGCCCACCAGCCCUCUGGUUUUCAGUGUGACCUCACAGCCAACAAUAGGGUGGCGAUGAAGAGCACCGAGCUGCUCUACCUGUACGGAGAGCUGGACCCGCGCGUGCGUCAUCUGGUGUUCACCGUGCGCUGUUGGGCCCGAGCUCACGGCAUCACCAGCAGCAUUCCCGGGGCCUGGAUCACUAACUUCUCCCUCACCGUCAUGGUGCUGUUCUUCCUGCAGAGGAGGAGCCCUCCCAUCAUCCCCACGCUGGACCACCUCAGGGACCUUGCAGGUCCCGGGGACAAGAGCGUGAUUGAGGGGAACGACUGCACGUUCAUCAGCGACUUCAGCAAGAUCCAGCUCCUGAGCAACACGGAAAGCCUGGAGAAACUGCUGUGUGAAUUCUUUGAGUUCUACUCCACCUUUGCAUUCAACAGGAUGUCCAUAAGUAUCCGAAAGGGCAAAGAGCAGAACAAGCCAGAGGUAGCCCCGCUGCACAUCCAGAACCCGUUCGAAACGUCCCUGAACAUCAGCAAGAACGUCAAUGCCACUCAGCUAGACCGCUUUGUGGCGUUGUGCCAGGAGAGCUCCUGGCUGCUCCAGCAGAGUGACACCAACACGGCCAGAGGUGGUAAUGCGGAAAAGGCUCCCACACCUUGGGGACUCGCUACCCUGCUCAUGCCCUCGCAAGUUGCGGGGAUCAAAGGUCGCAAGAAAAGGAGACGGGAGCCGGCCAGUGAGAGGAUCAAGAGCUUGCUGGAAUCCUUGAAGAAUACCAAUCAGCAUAAGAAAAGCUAAGACAGCAGCUCCAUCCUCUUACUGGCACUUUAACUCAUGCAUUGGUGGACACCUCCUGGUGUUAUGGUGGUGCCUCACUGAGGAGGCGAGGAGCAGCUUCUGCAGUUAAAUUCAUCUGCUGGACUGUAGUUCCAAACAUGGACACUGGGGGGUGUUACUGAGGCCUGAGUGUGCAUAUGUUUGGGACCUGGAGUAAGGGAGUGAUUGCUGUGUACUUUACUGUAGACUUGCCUACUCUGUUGUAAUUAAAGCCACUCCUAAAGAGUCCUUCCAGUGGCUCUUUAAGAGCUAAGACUGCAGAUUCACAUGUUAAUUGGAUUCAAAAUAUGUUGUGCAUGGAUGUUAUGAUUUAUACUGAUCACUAACAUUUGUUUACACCUCAAACUAAAUCACUGUGGGUAUAUUUAUUUUUAUUAAUUUUAAAAUACAGAUGGAAUAAUAAAGCUUUUAUUGCAAACUGAAAACACUGGGUUUGUUUGUCAUGGCCCUCCAGAACUGACAAAAUGCAGUAAAAGGGCAUCAGAAAUAUAACUGAACGCAUCAAUACUGUUAGUUAAAAGGAGUGGAGAAAGAGCAAUUGAACUUCUUUUCCCUCUAGUUAGUUGAAAGAGAAAAGCUUUUAUUGUUACUGGUGUGUAACAUCAUGGAGCAAGUAGAGGACUGCUCUGUAAGUUAGCUAACCUAAAAACACUGGUAGCUAAGCACACUGAGCACCAGCCCUUUCACCUAUAGCUACUUAGCUGAAGCUAACUUGUGAUUGGGUUAUUAAAAUAACCCGCACUGGUUGGUAAAGUUUUACAAUUAAGUUGGCUUCAGCUAGAUACAUUAGCUAGUUGAAAAGGCUGGUUCUCAGAGGGUUAAGCUAACUCAGCUAGCCACAUAGUCUGAUGCUCUUUGUUUUUGCACUGCAUUUAAACUAUUUUGUAUUGUUAAUGUACUUACUAUUUAUUUUUGACUCUUCUGAUGACACUUUACUGCCUUUUAUCUGUUACAAAGAACACUCUAACAUCCUCCUCUCAAGUGUUACAUCUGGAUUUCAAUUUUUAGGAGCAAAUGAUCUAAAACGGUGACAUAAUGGUGCUAGCGUGGUUAAAAUUUAUAUGGAAGCAGACAGCCCAUUAACUUGGUCACCCAUUUCACUGGAACCAAAGUCAGCCAGCUUUGUGGCAAAGUCUGUUGAAUCGAUUGACCUCUCUGACAACCCACUGAUUGAUAUGUCGUGUUAAAUAUGUGAAAAGAGACUCUUGAUUCAGUUUCCAGCUUAGAAUCACAUUGCUUGAAAUGUGGCUGAACCAAAAGGCCAGUCACAUACUUCAUUUUUUGAAACUUUUUUUUCCCAAAGUUACAUAAGCCGAGUGUAUGUAUGGGCCUGUGAAAUUGUGGAAAGAGAGGAGACCUUAGGGGUGCAUGUGUUAAGAGUGCAUCUACAGGUUCACAUCCUAUGAGUGUGCCUGUGUGUGUUUGUAUAUGAGUGUUUCAGGCCCAUGGGACAGUGUUUGAGGAGCAGGGAGUGUGCAGCCCACAGCUGUUUUUCCGCUCAUUUCUGUGGUAGGUCGGGGGGGUGAGAGGAUAGACUUUUAACUACCUCCCCUCCUACCGCCCGUCCACCUUUUGCCACGGGGGGCACCACACGGAUGGGAGGAAAAGAGCGAGGCAGAAGAAAGCCCAUCGCCGCUUCGCAACCCCCUGGUUUUGAACUUCACUCGCUGUCCCUGCCUCCUCUGUUCUAUCUUACUCUUUUUCUUUUUUUCCUUCGUCAAAUUCAACGUGCCUCUCUUUCUAGCUCAGUCAUCUCUUUCCUCUCAGAGUGGCAGCACUCUUUGAGGUUUGCGGAGUUUGUUUAUUUCCAUGAGUGAUUAAAUUCUGAGUGACGGAUCUGCUCUGGUGGAGCAGCAGAGUGGUUAAGAGAGGUGGCGGCUGGAGAUGCAUCGGGUGGGGAAAUCAACACCUCAGGAGGGUUCGAUGAAAAGGGAUUGCUGGGUGUUUUAGGGUUCAUUUGAAGGACCCAGAUGUCACCGCCUUAGAUCUUCUGAUUUGUAUUUGGUGGUUUAAAAUGUGCUGUACUGUUUGUUUUU